AUGGUGAAGCGGGAUAAGAGCGUGGCGAGGCCGAAGGGGCGGACGAUUGUCGUCGGUGACCUUCAUGGAAAUUUCAACGACCUUUGGCGCAUUAUCCAUGCUUGGCUGUCGGAUGUGGUUGACGGAGGGCCCGGCCAAAACAUCAUGUUCCUCGGAGACAUCGUCGAUCGCGGCCCCCGUCAACUUGAAUGCUUGAUCCUGAUUAUGGCGUACAAGAUGCACGACCCCCAACAGGUGUUCAUCGUCCGUGGAAACCACGAAGAGCACCAAGUCUCGCCGUUCUUGUCGCAAGAUGAGAAAAACGAUCGUGUUCGCCGCCAAGAUGACAUCCCUGAGAAGAUUCAAUACCCACGAUGCAUCAACGUGGCCGAAUUGGCAGACGAGGAUCAACAGAGGGUCAAGGGCGACCAGUUUCUGAACUGCGAGACGAACAUCUUUGUCCAGUUCCGAAACGGCAACACCAGCGGACUGGCCAUCGACCCGCCGCCUUGCGAGGGAGCUAAUGACACUAAAAUCUGCACGCAUCGCCAUGGAGUCCCAACGGAAACGACCCCCAUCCCUCUUGCCACGACAGCUGCCGCUCUAUCGACUGAGAGGUUGAUCGGGAUUGGGGCUGGUGUCGGCGGCAUCUUACUGUUGACGACGGCGCCAUCGGAAAUCGUCGACCUUGCCGAGGGCCAGUACAAGCUCAUCACCACCAAUCUUGACGGGGGACUCAUGGAGCAUUUGGAGAAGAUGACGGAAGGGAAGCAACGCGCGCUAGAACGCCAGGCGGGCCGCUACGAUCUUGCGAAGCACGGCUUUGCGCUGAGAGUCGAUCUCGAGAAGCUUAAAGCCUGGAAAUCGAAGCAGCAGCAGCCCGACGAGCCAGAGAAAAAAACCAACUUUGUUCUUGAAGAAGUUCCCCGGUCGUUUGCUGGCUUGACGGAGCGUCUUCGCGCAAAGUUCAGCAGUCCCGAUUGUCUUUUCGCGGACAAGGAAAAACCGUACUACAACCCGGACGCCGAUGAUAUUUGGUGUUUAUGCGACGGCGUCCUGCGUUUUUUGAGGCGGGAGAAAGGUGUGGCCAGGCCGAAGGGGCGGACGAUUGUCGUCGGCGACCUCGAUGGAAAUUUGAGCGAGCUUUGGCGUAUCAUCCAUGCUUGGCUGUUGGAUGUGGUUGACGGAGGGCCCGGCCAAAACAUCAUUUUCCUCGGCAACAUCAUCGGUGGUCGUGGCAACCAUCAACUUGAAUGCUUGCUCAUGAUUUUGACCUACAAAGCACUCUACCCAUUCCAGGUGUUCAUCGUCCGUGGUAAUCAUGAAGACAACGACGACUACACUACUUUCCAAGCCGAUGUUAUUAAGCGCGGACUGCCUGUCGUUGGGCUGAUUGAUGGCCGAAUUCUCUGCAUGCACGGCAUGAUAUCGAUGGAGCUGACCAAAGAGAUGCUUCAAGUUGGUUGGGAUCCGAAGCUGAAGGCUUACGAUACCAUGAGCAAGCAUCUGCGUUGGAACGAUCCAUCAGAAAAAGUAGAAUUUUACGAGCCCAAUCCCACGCGAAAACACGGCAUGUUCUGGGGCCCGAAGGGCAUCAAAGAAGCCAUGGAUCGGCUCGACGUCGAAUUCGUCCUCCGAAGCCACCAGAUGAUGACAAAUGGUGUGCGCCGAUUUGCCAACAUGCCGGUGGCCACCGUCUUCAUAUCGUCGUUCCACGGAGACAAGAAAACCCUGGGCGCCGUUCUCUCGUCGAUCCGCAGCAAAUGGUAUCGCGCCGAUCUUCAUCGUCAGUAUGGACGACAAGAUCGAAACGCAAGAGGAAUUCGACGAGAAGCUGCG
Mesorhabditis spiculigera is the source of this 1818-nucleotide messenger RNA. NCBI's taxonomy places the organism in Eukaryota, Metazoa, Nematoda, Chromadorea, Rhabditida, Rhabditidae. The record is from the annotation of a GenBank genome assembly.